Molecule: messenger RNA, 327 nt
Organism: Aphanomyces astaci
Lineage: Eukaryota; Oomycota; Saprolegniomycetes; Saprolegniales; Verrucalvaceae
Exons: 2
Coding region: 1-327 (108 amino acids)
Source: RefSeq, a predicted model, not a curated record
AUGAAGGAGCAGAAUAGCCUCAAGGCCCGAGUCAAGAAGAAAUUCUACGUAUACGACGACGAGGAAGUCGCAGCCCGGUCGGUGAAGUCAAAGCACUUUAUCACCAAGGUCAUGUUUUUUGCCGCUGUAGCAUGGCCCCGCUACGACCACACAAGGAAGACCUUCUUUGACGGUAAGAUUGGCGUCUGGCCGUUCGUUGAAGUCGUCGCGGCCAAGCAAACAAGCAGGAACCGUCCCAAGGGCGCCCCCGUGACCAUGCCUCAAAAUGUCAACAGUGACGUUUACAAGUCGUUCGUGUUGGACAAGGUCGUUCCAGCAAUUUGCUAA